UGCGGCGUGAAUCGCACGCCCAACGAGCAGCCGUGAGGAGACAACGUCCUACAAAGUAUAACGUUAUAAAGUAAUCACAUAUCUCUGGAAAAGAACUUUAUUAAAAUUUAGCACGUUUUUUCCGCGAAUUAAAAACGCGGAAAAGGAAUUACUCGCAACGGAGGAGCAAGGCGGAAGCAACAACGUAACUUCAACGCAAACGUUGUGUGCCGAAAGUUAGUACUUACAUUACGUGUACCGGCAAUGCCGGAAAACUUGGGGAAAGUUCGCACCGCGCUAUCCCGGCUAAAGCCGGGUGAAUGUUUUUCUCGCACGGGGAAUCGCACGCAGGGCCUUAUCUCGCGCGGUCGUUCCUUUCGGUUUGCGGUGUAGAGGCACUUUUUCCUCGAAACGUCCCGUUUUAACGCGUUCGGACGUGCCAUUGUUCGCGCUCGGCGAGCAUGCUUCGUCACUCGUGCAAAAUUUCUAUAGAAAAAGGUAUCCUCUAAUUCUCCACGAUGUCCUUGAAUCGUGGACAAACAAUUCGAAAAUUCUAAAGGGAAACGACGGAAGCUAUACGAAUGUCCGAUGGGUAUAAAUUUUGUCUUCGCAGGUAUAAGAUUAACGGUCGUGUGUAUACACCGCUUUCAAAAUUCCGUACUCGAGACCCUGAUGGAGUUUGGCGCAAAGUGAUUUCUUCCCCCCUUCCUCCCGGUAGAAUAUAUCUCUCGGUAUCUCUCGCCGUCGCAGAUUCCUGGAAAGCGAUGUAUAAUAAGCGAUGUAUAAGCAGGAUAACACGGCGACGGCGAUAUGAGGGCGAUACGCGCUUCGUCAUCCGCACGCUCGGUAUACGCGGUUGUGAUAAGAUUACGUCCGCAGUACACGACAGUUUCGUGCCCGGUUAAGACGAAGCGACGACGAUCCCGUAUCGCAAACGCGAAAACGCUCAGGGAAAGCGAUAAUGUCGGACGGCGAGGCCGUCGACGUCGGCUCCUCUACGUCAUGACGCAGGCCGUGCAGGCUGUCCGUGCCGGGACCUGGCUGGUCGUCCUCGUCCUCGACGCGAUCGCGCUCGGCGUCGCCCGCGCGGGAUGGUGCCCGUCAUUGUGCGUGUGCGAUACCUGGUACGAUUUGCAGCACGCCUCGUGCACCGGACGCCAUCUUUAUAGCAUUCACACAGGUGCGCCGAGCGACGUGCAGGCCCUGGAUCUGUCGAACAACUCGAUAUCCGUUUUAAAUAAUUACGAACUGGCGGAAGCAGGGUUGACGGAGCUUAAAUACCUCAACCUGUCUGUAAAUGCAAUUAGCGAAAUUGGCUUAAACGCUUUUGAUGGAUUAUCCGAGUUAACGGUUUUGGAUCUAUCUCGAAAUCACCUUUACUAUCUCCUGUCGGAUAUUUUCGUGCCGGCAAAAAGUUUGCGAAUUCUACGAUUGUCGAAAAAUAAUUUCAAUUCUCAUGUACCGAGACUGGAGUGCCCCUGGCUCACGGAAUUAACUCUGGACUCAUGUCGAAUUAGCCAUGUACCGGAAGAUAUGUUCGACGGACUUUCGCAUCUUCGUACCCUUGAUCUUUCAAAUAACUUGAUGAUUCAAUUGGACACCGUUGCCCUUAAACCGUUAACAUUUUUAAGAAGAUUAUUAAUAGAGGGAAAUCCCUGGUCUUGCGACAAGCUUACGCGUGACUUGCAAGUAUAUCUAACCCACAGGAAUAUACAGUAUUAUGCAGUAUGCGAAAAAAGUGUGGAGCCGAAGAAAUUUGAAAAAAUGAUCGUCUACAACCCACGGAUUAAGCACGAGAAGCAUCGGCCCUUAAUAACUUCGAACACCAAGAAAAACGUGACAAAGAAGCAUCCUGUGCCUACGUCGACGCACAAAAAUACAGUUGCUCAUGUUAAUGCGACAGACGAGGUGAACUUUACGAAAACGUUCAACUCCGUAUUGCCGUAUUGGUUCCUCGCGGCCGGAUUUUUACUCGGUGCCUCGUGCGGUAUGUUCACCUGUUACGUUUGGCUCACAAGGAAGAUAUCUUGUUGUCGCGGAUGUCGCAGACAAAGCAAUAAUGAUGCUCAAAGAGUAUCGUUGCUGCAGAAUCUAUGGCAAUUUGAGGAUUCUGCCGUUAACGAUAACGCAAUAUCUUAUCCCGAUACUCCACCGCCGCCGUAUCGCGAAGUCAUGCUGCGACCAGGACUCUAUCGUAACGCAUCGGGGUUACAACAAAUUUAAAUAAUAACGUUGCCACAAAUAGUACGGGAUAUACUUAGGUUCUAAAAAUGAGAUAUUAUUAUACUGUUGUAAAUUGUGUGAUUUGUUGCUUUGAAAUUUAGUGCACGGAGAAGCAUGUUGAUCCUAUAUUUAUUAUAUUGUUUGUAAAAGGUAUUAGUCUUGCGGAAGAUAGAAUGGUAUUGACUUUUACUCCAAGUUACGUGUUUAUAAUAAAACUACUUUAUACAAAGAA
Molecule: messenger RNA, 2434 nt
Organism: Temnothorax curvispinosus
Lineage: Eukaryota; Metazoa; Arthropoda; Insecta; Hymenoptera; Formicidae
Product: trophoblast glycoprotein-like
Exons: 4
Coding region: 790-2202 (470 amino acids)
Cellular component (GO): plasma membrane
Molecular function (GO): protein binding
Source: RefSeq, a predicted model, not a curated record